GAGGCGGGGUUGGCGAACGGGCGGGAGAUGCGACUAAUCAGGAAGCGAGUCAAUUAUUGCUAACUGUGUCGGUACAUUUAAAACUGAACAAACUACGAACAAUUGACUUGACACUGAUGGAUACCUCUGCUGUUGGGCAAACAGACGACUGGAAGAAUACGAAGGAGGCUGUUGCCAACUUUCGACGACUACUACUUUGUUCAAAAUGCUCACAGUUACUGAAGGAUCCAGUUUGUCUGGGAACAUGUGAGCAUAUCCUGUGCAGGUCCUGUGCAGGCCCACAGGCAGGUGAAGGCUGUGUGGUUUGUCGGAGACCUUCUUGGGUCAAAGACAUCCAAAUUAACAGGCAGCUCAACAGUAUUAUACAGCUCUUCUGUGGCUUGGAAUCCAUGUUGAAUCUUGAUGGACUACCAGUAACACGGGCACAAAAAGCGGGCCCCGUCUUAAAACAUAAGAAGAACUUCAAGAUCUGGUUCAGCCCUCGCAGCCGUAAAGUGCGUUGCAUGGUGGAAAAACCUCCAAAAGUCUUCAUACCUGAUACUAAAUCCUUGGAAAAAGCAGCUGAACCACAGCCUCAUGAUCCAGUGGCUGAAGUCACUGACCUGACAGUUUUCAACUUCACCUCAUCCUCUCAAGAGUCUGACACCGCUUCUCCAACAUCCCGCAAUAUCAACCAGAACAGGAAGAGAACAAAUGGGAAGAUUGGGAGCAGAAAGAAAACAAUGAAAAGAUCAUCAAAGAAACAGCGGCGACAGAUGGUAAAGAAGAAGCUUGAUGCUGUAAACAAGCAAUGGAGAAUUACUGAGGUAGAAAGUACCUUGGUGGAAUCGGAACACCUUGCCGAAGAAUUUGAAAGCAGGUCUAAAAGAAGGGUUUCCUUCCUCAGCCCUGAUGUGUUAGCUGACAUUCAUGGCCUUUCUAUGGCUAGCAAUAGCCCAAAAUGUAGCUUCCCUGCACCCUUCAUCCCAACACUGCUUUGUCAGAAUGAAUCAGACAGUUUUCAUUAUGACCCACUGCCAGCCUGUGACUCUACCACCCCUAAAAAACAGGCCACACUAUAUUCUCCACAGCAUUCCCCAAAACUAGAGGGCGAGGCCAUUACCCUGGAGACCACACCGAAAAGGCCCACAGCUUCAUUGAGCCGUGGUUUAAAGUCACUGGGUCACUUGUCUCCUGCUGCUAUUAAUUCUUCGCCCAGCUCAAGGUGUAACAAGAUCCCGCAAGAAAAUGGAGGAGAGAGUCCUCCCGUUCCAAGUAUUGUGGGUCAAAAAUCUCCCUCUCCUCGUGCUUCUCUGGGUCGCUGUAACUCAAGGAGCCCAGCCGUUGUGAAGAAGAACCACAAAGGAGAGACCCCGCUGCAUUUGGCUGCUAUAAAGGGGGAUGUAGAGGAUGUCAAGGAAUUACUGGACCUGGGAGCAGACCCCAACCUGAAAGAUAAUGCAGGAUGGACACCUUUGCAUGAGGCAUGUAACCUGGGUCAUCUGGUAGUUGUGAAGGUGCUAUUAUCAAGAGGGGCACUGUUGAACACUCCUGGCUAUGAAAAUGACUCCCCACUUCAUGAUGCUGUACGAAAUGGGCACAUAGCCAUCGUCAAAUUGCUGCUACAGUUUGGAGCCUCACAGAGUGUGCUUAAUCUUCAUGGCAAGCGCCCUGCAGACUAUGCUGGAAGUCAGGAGAUGCUGGAGGUCUUCCAAGAAACACCUGAGGAAGCCCAAAAUGGCAAUACAUCUAUCACAAGCCCGUCCAGUCUCUCUGCGGUGGAUAGUUUUGCAAAGCAAGAAGAAAUCGUUUUGUUUCUGUCAAGCAAGCUGUCACAAACAGACCAGCAUCAGUGUGCCAAGCUGAGCCGGCUUUUGGAGGGAAGGAUAACAGACUCCUUCACUGUUUCAGUGAGCCAUAUUGUGGUGCCUGAAGGACCCUUGCCGAGCACUUAUUCCACCCUUCUUGGACUUCUUGCAGGCUGCUGGAUUGUUAAAUACAGCUGGGUGCAGGCAUGUCUGCAGGCAGGCAAAUGGAUGCCAGAAAACGAGCACGAAGCAGGAGAAGGCCCCCAGCGCAGUCGCAUCAACCGCUGCAGCUUGCUCCCACCGCUCUUCGACGGCUGUUUCUUCUUCCUGUUGGGCUCCUUUAAGUCCCCUACGAAAGAUAAACUGGCCAAGCUAGUUCGCGCUGGAGGAGGUCAACUCUUGAGUCGGCAGCCUAAACCCGACAGUGAUGUGACUCAAACCCUCAGUGCUGCUGCCUACCACGCUUUGCCGGGAUCUGACCAGGCUCUCUGCACCCAAUACAUCAUCUUUGACCAUCAGGGUCCUCGCAAGCCUGCUGUGCUUCGGAGGGGCAAAGUGUGGUCCGCUCCCUCCACCUGGAUCAUCGACUGUAUAGUAGCUUACCGGCUCCUCCCUGUACCAAACCUUCAGUCAGUAUAAAGCAUUUUUAACACCAACUUUUUUUAAUGUAUGUUUCUAAUCGUUGUCAUCUCAUUUAUGCCUCUCCAUUUGUUAUUAUGUUGAUGUGAAAUACUGAGUAAAUAAUGGUCACGUUACAAUGCCAAUUUGACAAUUGUAGCCAAAUAAUGGCACCCCAAGAUAAAUGUUCCUAAUUGUAAAAUAUGAUGGCACGAGGAAGUACUUCAUUACUGUAGAUCCAAAUGUUUGACUGGUACUGGACUGAUUGAUUAGAUGUGGUUUGGGUGUCCAAAAGUAAAAGUCUUGAACAAGCUCA
Syngnathoides biaculeatus (alligator pipefish) is the source of this 2721-nucleotide messenger RNA. RefSeq names its product BRCA1 associated RING domain 1 (gene bard1). The transcript has 11 exons. The coding region runs from base 117 to 2426 and encodes 769 amino acids. Lineage: Eukaryota; Metazoa; Chordata; Actinopteri; Syngnathiformes; Syngnathidae. Gene Ontology annotation, molecular function: protein binding. The record is from RefSeq and is a predicted model, not a curated record.